AUGUCAACAAGCUUGUUCAGAUCAAAACAUUUCAAAUCAAAGAAAAACUUGAAACAUUUAACCAUUUCAGGCCCACUCCGGGCUCCCUGCCCACUUCCAUCCCCUUCACAACCAAGAAGAUCAUUCCAACAUCAACGCCAAAAUUCACAAAUUGAAAAUCCAAUCGCAGCCUAUUUUGAGUCGCAGGCGACUCCUAAUAAUUUGGUUGUUGUUUUGGUUUCCAAAUUUAAAUUUCAGGCGGAGACUAAAUAUGAAUUGAGUGUACUGCCAAAAGAAUAUUUAAUGUUGUUAGAGAGAUGUGGGAAUGGUUGGGUAAAAGUACAAUCUUUAGAGCUGAAGGAUAGAGUUGGAUUGGUACCUGCUUCUUUUUUGGAAAUUUCGGUUAAUGAUCCCAUUAAUCCAGUCUCACAGGAAUGGUUGAAUGAAAUGGUGAAUGAUCCGGAAGUUAAUACUGUAAAGGAGGAUGCUCAACUUGAGGUGUAUCCUCUCAAUUCUAAGAUUAUUCGGGUUUUACAGAAUACUGAAAAACAAUUAUGGUAUUUGGUUGAAUUAAAAAUGUCAAAUUGUGAGAUUGUCUAUAUUGGGAAACGUUAUCAUGAAUUUUAUAAUCUACAUCUUAAUCUCAUGGAAAAUCAUUCAACAUUACCCAAACUCCCACCACCAUUAUUUUUCAUCCCUCAUUCAUCUAAAUUAAAAUAUGACAAUAAGUUCAUGUCAGAUUUAAGAAAGAUUCAAUCCGAUUUAAAUAUCUAUUUCCAAGAAUUGAUCCACAAACACCAGGAAAUUCAACGAUCCAACAAAAUCCAUGAUUUCAUCUUCGGUGGCCCAUUUUUCCAAACCUCCAUCAAUACCGAAACCACCAUCAAUGAUCAUACCUUAAUCUCAUCAUUCUACCCAAAUUCAAUAGAUUUAGAAGAUUUAGUCUCACCCGCUCGAUCCACAUUCUCCACUACGGCUCCAUUACCACCUACCCAAGACAUCCAUCAACGCCAUGAAUCAAUUUCAAAAAUCUCCGACAUUGAUCAUAAUUCCAAAUAUUCAACUUAUAUCAACCAAGACACCAAAAAGCAAUUAUCCCAUUCAAGCAGUGCAUAUACAUUACAAAGUUAUUCCUCCUUGAUUGAUGGAUAUGAUCAUGACGGUGAUGAUGAUGAUGAUGAUUUGACUGAAUCUAAACAUGAAGAAGAUUCUAGUAGUGAGCAUGAUGAUAGUUUCAGGACGUCUUCGUCUUCGGUUGCUACUAAAGAUUCAUCAAUCCUUUCUCAUACUGAUGACGAGAAGGAAGUGAAGCCGGUGGUACGGGUUAAUAAUGGAAGCUUUUCUCUGAUUGAACGGCAGCAGCUGCCAAGUGAGUUCGUUUUUGUUCCUUCUGCUAGACUGCUGGUGAUGAAUAUGGGUAAUAGUAAUAGUAAUGGGAAUUUCAUGCAUUGUUCAACAAAGUCAAUUACGAAUCUUGAUCUGUUCAAGAUCUCGAGUCCGAAAGAAAAUGUAUCAUUACGUGGGUUUCAUAGUGUUCCUUCAACCCCACAGACGGUGGGUAGAAGUUUCCCCGAGAGGAAGAGGUUGACUUGUAGUCCGAAUGAAUGUAAUCGAGAAAAACUUGGUGAAAAUGAUUAUAUCAAAUUGAAAUUCUUCUUGAAUAAUAAAGAAGAUGAUAUUGUGAUGUUAAGAAUUAAGAGAAGUAAUUUAAUUUCCAUUGUAUAUUUGAAGAAAUUACUUUCUUAUAAGAUUUAUAAGGAUUAUAAUUUGAUUGACCAUUAUGUGUUGGAGCCAAUUCAACACCAAAAUGGACAUCAACAAGAGGAGAGUCGGUACAAAAAGACAGUCAUGAAGGAUGAGGAGUUGUUAGAGUAUAUCAAAGGUCAUUCAAAAGUUAGUUUUAGUCUAAAUAAGAACUGA
Hemisphaericaspora subhashii is the source of this 1899-nucleotide messenger RNA. RefSeq lists its product as uncharacterized. Gene Ontology annotation, molecular function: protein binding; phosphatidylinositol binding. The coding region runs from base 1 to 1899 and encodes 632 amino acids. The record is from RefSeq and is a predicted model, not a curated record. The transcript has a single exon. Lineage: Eukaryota; Fungi; Ascomycota; Pichiomycetes; Serinales; Debaryomycetaceae.